UGCGAUUCAGGAAGUAAAUCUAUUAUAGUGACAGGAACAACAUCACGGGACUCUCAUUGCAUUGAGCAGAUUAAUAAAAUAUUACCUGUGACUGAUCUGUACACACCUGUAAUAUAAGACAACAUGUCUAGGCAGUCGAACAGAGCCACAGACAGCAAGAAGAUGAAUUCAGAAUUGUUCACUCUCACUUAUGGAGCCUUGGUCACUCAGUUGUGUAAGGACUAUGAAAAUGAUGAAGAAGUCAACAAACAACUGGAUAAAAUGGGAUACAAUAUCGGAGUGCGUCUGAUUGAGGACUUCUUGGCUCGGUCCAGCGUGGGGAGGUGUCACGAUUUCCGAGAAACGGCCGAUGUCAUUGCAAAGGUAGCCUUCAAGAUGUACUUGGGUAUCACCCCCAGCGUGACCAACUGGAGUCCUGCUGGAGAUGAGUUCUCUCUUAUCCUCGAGAGCAACCCCUUGGUGGACUUUGUAGAGCUUCCUGACAACCACAGUAAUCUAGUUUACUCCAACCUGCUCUGUGGAGUGCUGAGAGGAGCCCUUGAAAUGGUUCAGAUGGCAGUGGAUGUGCGAUUCGCUCAGGACACACUAAGAGGUGACAAUGUGACAGAAAUUCGCAUGAAGUUCAUCAAAAGGAUCGAGGAGAACCUGCCAGCUGGAGAUGAAUGAGACUGAGAAUCUUUUGAUUCAAGAGACUUUUUUUUAUGUUUGAUUAGAAACCAAAAACUAUUGCAAGUAUUGCAAUGCGAAUUCACUGUCAAGAAGACAUCUCUUGAUGUGUCACCAAGGAUGGCAUGUUCUUUCACCUGGUCCAUGUUUUUUAUCUCUUACAAAUACCUUCUUAAGUUUCUAUUUGUAUGUCAGUUUUAGGGCCGUGCAAAAAAUAGAAUGCGAUUUUUCAUGUGCAUCUCAUCAGUAAAGAUACUCCUUUAAUUAGAAGUAUAUCUCCA
Molecule: messenger RNA, 947 nt
Organism: Carassius auratus (goldfish)
Lineage: Eukaryota; Metazoa; Chordata; Actinopteri; Cypriniformes; Cyprinidae
Gene: trappc3
Product: trafficking protein particle complex subunit 3
Exons: 5
Coding region: 124-666 (180 amino acids)
Biological process (GO): Golgi vesicle transport
Cellular component (GO): TRAPP complex
Source: RefSeq, a predicted model, not a curated record